Messenger RNA from Alnus glutinosa, 1062 nucleotides. RefSeq lists its product as uncharacterized. NCBI's taxonomy places the organism in Eukaryota, Viridiplantae, Streptophyta, Magnoliopsida, Fagales, Betulaceae. The record is from RefSeq and is a predicted model, not a curated record. The transcript has 3 exons. Bases 1 to 1062 code for a protein of 353 amino acids.
AUGGAUGCGAAUGGGGGUUCCUGGACUAAACCGGAGGAGAUUGGGAUGGCCUUUACCACAGAAAAUGGAGUAUGUUUUUACCAGAAACAUUGGAGCAUUGUUGGACGACAGGUAAAACAGACUAUCCUUAACUUCUUGAAUCAUGGUAUUUUUGGUCCUUUGAUUAACUAUACCUAUAUAGCUUUGAUCCCCAAAAAUUCCAAUGGGGCCAAGCAAACAGGUUUAAGCAAGUUCUCCCUUCCGGGAAGGUUAAUAACAGACAAUAUUCUUGUGGCAUAUGAAGCACUACAUACCAUGGAUUCCCGGAUGAAAAGAAAGACAGGUUAUAUGGCCAUUAAACUUGACAUGAGUAAAGCCUACGACAGAGUUGAGUGGGCUUUUCUGGAAGAGAUUAUGAAGAAGCUGGGUUUUGUAGAGCGAUGGAUUUCACUGUUGAUGACUUGUGUCCGCUCAGCUACAUAUUUUGUUAUGGUCAAUGGCACUCCAAUGGGUAGCAUCUCUCCAUCAAGGGGUUUGAGGCAAGGGGACCCAUUGUCACCCUACCUUUUUCUCCUUUGUGCGGAGGGGCUAAGCUUGCUGCUUUUGAGGGCGGAAAGUGAAGGGAAGAUCACGGGAGUGCCUAUAUCCUUUCGGGGUACAAAGAUUAGCCACUUAUUCUUUGCCGACGAUAGCCUCUUGUUUUGUAGGGCUAAUCUUAUGGAAUGGAGUAGUGUUCAAGAUCUGCUGCACAUGUAUGAGCUUGCUUCCGGUCAAAAGCUCAAUUCAGAAAAGACAUCAAUAUUCUUUAGUCGCAAUACUCCAAGGCCUUUAAAUAGCCAUAUUGCCUCUCUUGUGGGUAGUGCAACAAUGAACAGUUAUCACAAAUACUUGGUUUUACUAGCCUUAGUGGGACGAUCCAAGACUCAAACUUUUGUAGGAAUCCAAGAUCAGUAUGAGUGUGUUCCGUUUUCCCAAGACCUUAUGCUCUCACUUGAAUUCCUUAAUGAGUUGGUUUUGGUGGAGGUCAAAGGAAGGAAUGAAGAAGAUGGCUUGGAUGAGUUGGAAGAGAUCAGGAAAUUCUAA